UCUGCAGGUUUGUUCUUUUCAAAAUGAAGGACGAUUUGACGCUGCCGUGCACGGCGGAGGAAGGGAGGUUUUCUGGUGGAGAUGGAAAAGAUGAACUGGUGGAUUGUGAGUUGGAAGCAGCACAAGCAUUGGCUUGUUUGGCUCAUUCAGGACCAUCUGGUCACUCUGAGGAGCAUGUAAUUACGAUACUGUCCGAGCAGGAAUCUGAACCCAAAACAAAUCCUCAACAUGCUCUGAACUAUCCACCAGGGUCCAGCAGAAGAUCGAGGCAGAAUUUGUCUGAGGAGGAGAAGGAACAACGAAGACUCUGUCGUGUGUUAGCAAAUAGAGAGUCUGCUAGGCAGACAAUUCGCCGGAGACAGGCCAUGUAUGAAGAAUUGACAAGAAAAGCUGCUGAUCUUUCAUCGGAGAAUGACAAUUUGAAGAAGAAAAAGGAGCUGGCAGCUAAGGAGUACCAGUCUUUGAAGAACGAAAAUGCUACCUUAAGACGACAGGCAUCUAAAAUAGAGAAGGGUGAAGCGGAGGAAACAGAUGGUGCUUCUAGGUCGAAACCUGUAGAAAUCUCCACUACAAGUACAGCUCCAGCUCCAACUCCAACCUCUCUUUUUAACCGGCCUCCUAUAUUACCUUUCUUUUGGCCGUCCAUCGUUCAACCUUUCAACUUAUUGCAAUGUAGUCCUCAAAAUAUUUCUGAUAUUGCAUCAGUGGUGCCUUCACCUACUGCCGGAGAAUUAAAUUCUAUUAACAGGCAAGAGAGUUCGAAUCCAGUAAAUCCUCUAUAUGUACUUCCCUUCCCUUGCUUGAUCCCAUUUCAUCCUCAAAGUAAUCUGUUUCUUCCUUGGGCCUCUCCCGUUACUGAAAAACAUGGUGAGACUUCCUUGGCACAUCAGUGUAGUACAUCAUAUGUGAACAUGGGGAACAAUCAAGCAGCGACUUCCCAGGAAACCGAGACGGAAGCUGUGCUUGGUUUUCCACCAGACAGAGGGGCAUCUGAGGGAAGGCGACAGCCUUCUGUGGUGCUCUCUACAGAAACGGCCCCGAUGACUGGUCCCUCUGGACAUAUUGACACUCAUCAAGAAGAUGAUACCGUUGAUACCAACAUUGUCUCUUGUACUGCAGAACAUGUAGGACAUACUUCAGAAAAGACAUCUCAAGAAUCCAUCACCUGCUCUAGCAAUAAGACAGGAGAGGCCAUUGCAGCAACAGAGGCCCGGAAACGAAGGAAAGAGCUACUGCAUUUGAAAGGCCAUCAUUCUUGAUCGGCCCCCAUGACUAAGCUUCCGAGGCAUGAAGUUUAGCGAAAAAGAAGGCUUUCCAUCCUCUUUAUGGAAAGCCUGAUGUGAAUUUUUGAUCAGUUGAUGGCCAGUCUUUACAGUAGAGAUCGCUCUUUUUGUUUUUUGUGUUUUCUGUUCUCUGUGCAGUAUAUACCAGGCAUCUUUGAUUUCAGUAAGAAAGAGAUUAUGAUGUAACAGCAGCAAAACCUUACAAGUUUUGUGGGAAUUUUGUUUUUGUCAAGAGUAAAGAAGGUAGGAAUAUGUGCUGCGCUCCUGUAUUUUAAACAUAUUCAGAAAAUUUACCAGUUAACUUGCAACGCUAGAAUAUCUGUUUCUAAAGUUUGAAUCAAUUUUAACUUUGAACUUCACAU
Molecule: messenger RNA, 1645 nt
Organism: Solanum dulcamara
Lineage: Eukaryota; Viridiplantae; Streptophyta; Magnoliopsida; Solanales; Solanaceae
Exons: 6
Coding region: 24-1259 (411 amino acids)
Biological process (GO): regulation of DNA-templated transcription
Cellular component (GO): nucleus
Molecular function (GO): DNA-binding transcription factor activity; sequence-specific DNA binding
Source: RefSeq, a predicted model, not a curated record